AUGAUUCAAACCAAGAAGAAACGCACUGACUUAUCUGUCCCUGGGUUUGUUAAAGAGCAGUGGGAAAAGGGGACUGCAGCGAAAGACGAGCUGGCUCAACUCUUGAUCGACGUCAACUGGGCGAAGGAUGCUUUUCUGUGCGAGCUGGAGCAGGUGAUCAAGAAGAUCAAGAAGAUCCAGCUGACACGUGAUGAAGGAUGGUACUCAGAGGCUGAACUCAAGGAGUCUCGCAUCAAGGGAGCCCGAGAGUUCUGUGAGAAGAAUCGUGCUACUCAUUGCAGGGCAAACCGCUAUGAUGGUAUCCAAGAGCUGUGGGUGGUGGUGCGCGAAACCGCUACUCAUGCAGAGAUCCAAGAGGUCUCGGAAACUCACAAAUCGCGGAGGAAGGCUGAUGAAGGUCCUCAGAUUGCUGCUGAUUCCUUUGCCAAAAUUGAUGCCUUUGCGGGACAGUGCAACAACACGGCUGUUGCUGAAGCACACAAAGCCGUGGUUGAGCGCUUCUUGGAGUCUUUGCUGACGAAAGCCAACAAGCUUCGAGCUGUGAAAAAGGAUUUAUCCAAGAACUAUGCUGGGAGUUGCUCUGGGCAGGGUACUUACCUGUCAGCUGAGGUCCUGGGCAAGCUCUCCGGCAGUUUGCACACCAAGUCGGUGAUGGAGCCCGGGGGCACAGUGUGGAUUCUCCAGCAGGUUUGCACUUGGUCCUCCAUUCAAAUGCGGAGCAGCUCUUUGCUCAAAGUAGAUGAAGUAGGUGAUCGAAGCAUUGCGAAAGCAAUGGAAGAAAGUCCAGAGGAAGAGCUUUGGGAUCUUUUAACUUGUCACCGCGAUGUAUCUUGGUAA
Molecule: messenger RNA, 837 nt
Organism: Durusdinium trenchii
Lineage: Eukaryota; Dinophyceae; Suessiales; Symbiodiniaceae
Source: the annotation of a GenBank genome assembly